AUGGAUAGAUUGAGAAAUUUGGCAUCUCAGAAAGCAGUAGUGAUUUUUUCCAAGAGCUCAUGCUACAUAUGCCAUAGCAUCCAGACACUCUUUUAUGAGCUUGGUGCAAGCCCUGCUAUUCACGAGCUUGACCAUGAAGCAAAUGGGCGAGAAAUUGAUUGGGCUCUUAGAGGUCUAGGGUGCAACCCCUCUGUUCCAGCUGUGUUCAUAGGAGGAAAAUUUAUAGGCUCAGCAAAAGAUGUUAUUUCUCUCCACGUUAAUGGGGAUCUGAAACAAAUGCUGAUAGAUGCGAAGGCCAUCUGGUUGUAA
Messenger RNA from Cucurbita pepo subsp. pepo (vegetable marrow), 309 nucleotides. The record is from RefSeq and is a predicted model, not a curated record. Lineage: Eukaryota; Viridiplantae; Streptophyta; Magnoliopsida; Cucurbitales; Cucurbitaceae.